AUGGCUACCUACGGAAAAAUUGGAGAGUUUGAUCCGGCAACGGAACUCUGGAACAAUUACAUCGAGAGAGUGAAUCAGUUCUACAUAGCAAAUGACAUUGCAGAUGCCACCAAGAAGAGAGCAAUCCUGCUGAGCUCAUGUGGAGCCAAAGCCUACCAGCUGUUGAGAGGUUUGUCAAAUAACGAUCCUGCUUCCAAAUCUUAUGACCAGCUAGUACAAUUAAUGAAAGAUCAUUUAUAUCCCACUCCCAAUUCGAUAGCUGAGAGAUUCAAAUUCAACACUCGUGAUAGGCAACCUUCUGAAACAAUUUCCCAGUACUUGGCAGUUUUGCGUCGACUCAGUGAACAUUGUGAGUAUGGAGAAACACUGGACGACAUGUUAAGAGAUAGACUUGUUUGUGGUAUUAAGGAGGAAAAAAUACAACAAAAGCUCCUGAGUGAGAAAGACCUCACCUUAGCCAAAGCCCUACGAAUUGCAUGUUCUAUGGAAUCAGCAGCAAGCUACUCCAAAAGCAUUCUCCAACAUCAAGCGACAGGCAACAUUUCAGAGAGUGUCCACGCUUUGGAGAGAGCCCGAGACAACCCAGGGAGGGAUUGCUAUCGAUGUGGAGGGACAAAACAUACAGCAGAGGCAUGUCCAUUCAAGGAUGCUGAAUGUUAUUAUUGCCACAAAAAAGGACACACCGUUGAAAAAUGUCGUCAAAAGAAACGAAAUGAUGAGAAAUCCAGACCACCCCGGAAACCAAUAAACCAACUGGAGUCCGAACAUGAAGGAAAUGUCUACAAAGAAACUGUUGAACAGUCCGAUAUGUUUAACCUGUAUAAAUUAGAAGGGAGCAGAGUUGAACCGCUUUUUGUAAAUGUCAGUAUUGAAGGAAAAACCAUCAAGAAGGAGGUCGAUACCGGUGCAUCGAUGUCGGUGAUAAGUGAAAAAACAUUACGGAAAUGCAUUCCAGAGUUGACCAUCCAGCCUAGUAACUUAAAGUUAAAAACUUUUACAGGGGAAAUCAUAACACCCUUGGGAUCAGCUGCUGUAAACGUUGAACACCAAAAACAGAAAUACACACUGUCAUUGACUAUCGUACCCGGGGAAUCUCCUUCAUUGUUAGGUCGAGAUUGGCUAAAAGUAAUCAAGUUAGAUUGGCCCAGUUUGUUCCAAGUCAAGCAUUCUAGCAAUACCAAUCUACAGCAAAUAUUAGUACAGCAUGCCGCCGUGUUUACGGAAAGUAUGGGAUUGCUGAAGGACUUUAGAGUCCAUAUUCCUGUGGACUCCUCUGUCGCACCAAAGUUUUGCAAAGCACGACCAGUCCCGUAUGCCUUAAAAGACAGGAUCGACACUGAACUUGAUAGACUUGUACAAGAUGGCAUAUAUGAACCAGUUGAAUAUUCAAGAUGGGCAGCCCCUAUCGUACCGGGGGUGAAAAGUUCACAAAGCUGGAUUUGA
Molecule: messenger RNA, 1443 nt
Organism: Hydractinia symbiolongicarpus
Lineage: Eukaryota; Metazoa; Cnidaria; Hydrozoa; Anthoathecata; Hydractiniidae
Exons: 2
Coding region: 1-1443 (480 amino acids)
Biological process (GO): proteolysis
Molecular function (GO): zinc ion binding; aspartic-type endopeptidase activity; nucleic acid binding
Source: RefSeq, a predicted model, not a curated record